Molecule: messenger RNA, 645 nt
Organism: Didymodactylos carnosus
Lineage: Eukaryota; Metazoa; Rotifera; Eurotatoria; Philodinida; Philodinidae
Source: the annotation of a GenBank genome assembly
AUGGAAAAUGAUUUUAUCAGAUAUGAAUGUGAUCCAACUAAAUUUGAAAUGAUCCUGAGUAAAACUAUUGGAAACGGCAGUUAUGAACAAGCAACGAUCAAAGAAGAACCAAUAAUGGAACAAGAAUUAUCGGAAAAUAAACCAAAUAUCAUCUAUAAAAAACGCUCACGUAUUCAAUAUACACAACAGCAAUUACACAUUCUUGAAUCCACAUUUCAACUUCAUCAUUAUCCAACCGUAGAUAUUGUCGACAAUUUAGCUGAUGGACUCAAAUUACCAACACAAAAAAUAUCUGUAUGGUUUCAAAAUCGUCGAUCAAGAAUGAAAAAAGAGUCAAAACAACCAAAAAAAAUUUCUAAUAACCAACAUCAACAAUUAAAACCAACUAAUCAUACUCCACCACCUCUUUCUCCUACGUGUUUUUCACCAUCACCACCUCCUCUUUCACCCAUGAUCGAAGAAAUGUAUCAGAAUACAUGGAAUAAAUAUAGAUAUUCAUCUGACUAUUCCCAGCCACUGUAUACUUAUAGUGCCAUGACUGCACCACCACCUGCUCACUACAAUAAUCAUUCAUUAUCUGUGAAUCAUCCUCAUCAAUCAUCUUACCCAUUUUAUAAUUCAACUAAUUUUCAAUAUGGACAUUAA